Molecule: messenger RNA, 909 nt
Organism: Vigna angularis (adzuki bean)
Lineage: Eukaryota; Viridiplantae; Streptophyta; Magnoliopsida; Fabales; Fabaceae
Product: transcription factor PRE6
Exons: 2
Coding region: 400-681 (93 amino acids)
Biological process (GO): regulation of DNA-templated transcription; regulation of growth
Molecular function (GO): protein dimerization activity
Source: RefSeq, a predicted model, not a curated record
UUUCCCAUGCAGUUGUCCUCUUCAACUUCCAACACCCACUGACACAUUCUCUCACUCAUAGUUCUCUCUCUUGAUACUUUUCAUCUCGCAAACUCAACUGAAACAACAGCUGUUUUCGCCCUUUUCUAUAUACCUACCUACCUAGCUUCCUUUUCUUACUCUGACAAAUUCGCUUCCUAUUCCUCCCAUUUCUGAGGCACCCCAAGAACUACUAGCUGCCUCCUCUACCCUAGCUAGCUUAGUAGUUAGUAGUUGAGCUUAGUUAGUACUACUUCUCACUUCUCAGGCACACACUCUCACGUUAUCUAUAUAUCUAUCUACCUCUUUCUUUAACUUAUCAUCACCAAAUCAACCACUAUUUCUGACACACCCAUCAUUCACACUACUCUUUAAUUAACAAUGUCUACCAGAAGAUCUCGUUCCAGACAAACGCCAGUUUCCACUCAGAUCACUGAUGCUCAGAUCACUGAUCUCGUUUCCAAGUUACAGCACCUUAUCCCUGAGCUUCGCGCAAGACGUUCCGACAAGGUUUCGGCUUCUAAGGUGUUGCAGGAGACUUGCAACUACAUAAAAAGCUUGCACAGAGAGGUUGAUGACCUAAGUGACCGGUUGUCACAACUUCUGGCCACCACAGACUCCAACAGUGCCCAAGCAGCCAUUAUUAGGAGCUUACUUAUGUAAUAAUUAAUAUUCUAAUACUUAUCAUAGAGCAUUAAUCUUAUGUGUCGUGUGCAUGUCCAUGUUAAUUUUGAUUAUAUUGUCUGCGUAGGGUUUGGUUUUUGAGACCAAACCAAAAAGGCUACCAUGGGCUCCAUGUUCGCCCUUACCUAGUUUCAUCAGACACUUUGUAUUGACUAUCAUCAAAUUGUAUUACUAAUAUAAAUAAAAUGAACUUGCAUCUUCACGAGA